AGGGGGAGGGCAGCGCGCCACUACGCGAGUGCGUGCGUAUUUUGAGCGUCUUCCGGCUCUUUCAGCGGUGUGUAAUGGCAGCUUCCCGUGCGUCCGGCUCAACGGCACUUCAGGACAAGCACGGAGCCGUUCCCGCCUCUCUGUGAACUUACUUUGGAACUAUAAUAUAUAGUCUUAAUGCAGCUCCCUUCACUUUACCAGGGUAAUUCGCUGCCGCUGAUGUUUGUGUGUUCGGAUUCCUGAAAAGAGAUCCACGACGAUCAUGCCACCAUGGCUCGCGCUGAAGAAGUGACCGUCGCCACUGUGCUACAGUAGUACUGGGGGGCUGUGUGUGGCAUGGAUUUCGUUACGGAAGCAGCGAAUUCAUAAACGCUCCUUAAGCGACGGUGGUUUAUGCCGCGUGUUUUCUGCGACGAGAAGGAUUCGCUCAAGUUGGAUAGGAAACCGCGAGGAACCUCGGAGGAGAAAUAAAUCCGGCGCUUCUGCCCGCCGCUUUCCAGAGGAAUCUGUACGGAGAACACGAGCCAGCGCAGGCAUGUGGACCCAGGACGGUCGCCCCGAGGAGGUGCAGGCGCGGGACGGGGGGUCGCGUUCCUCCCAGGAGGACCCCUCCACGUGCCCGGCGUCUCCUGCCGCCCCCGUGUCCUUCGGGGAUUGCGGCGCGUGCGGAGCUGCUCUGAGGCCCGAGACGAGCCCCCAGCUUCUGCCCUGCUUACAUUCGCUGUGCAGAGCGUGCACGUUCCCGCCGGCGUGCCCCGCCGCCGGUGAGGGCACGAGAGAAUGUCCGCUGUGUAAACGGUCAUAUGCUCUGCUGGAGGUCACGGAUAACCCUUUUCUCAAGUAUUCUGCAUCUUCUUCGGGUACUCAGGAAGUCAGUAAGUGUUCCGGGUGUGAGGAGUUUGCAAUCAGCGGCUGGUGUGUGCAGUGCGGAGAAGCUCUCUGCUCAGUCUGUGUGUCUGCGCAUCAGAGAGUGAGGGUCACGCGAGAUCACACUGUCCUGCCCCAGAAGCUUCCCACAAACACUACCCCAACGUUGUUUUGCCGCACUCACAAAGAGGAGCCAGUGAAGCUCUUCUGUAAAUCGUGCAAUCAGCUGACAUGUCGGGAUUGUCAGCUGACUUUUCACAGAAACCACAGUUACCAGUUCCUCCAUGAGGCCCUGACAAGUCAAAGGGAGCAGAUUGAGUCUCUGUUGGCAAGACUGAGACAGCAGAAAAACAUGGUGAAAGAGAGUCUCCUGGACUUGAAUGGAAGGUUACUGGACUUGACAGUUAUGAAAUCCAGGCUAAAGGAUGAGCUGCAGGAAACCUUGGUUCGCAUGCGCUAUGUGUUGAUGAAGAGAUCGGUGAAGUUGUUCAAGGAUGUGCAGGACCUGUGUGGGAGAGAGGCAGAGCGAGUCACUGAGAGGCAGGCCAUUCUUAGAAGGCUUCGGGAACGGCAGGAGCACGUCUUGUCCUUCACAGAGAAAGCACUAGCCACAGGCAACCACUUUGCUUUACUUUCCAGCAAAAGACAGAUUCAGUUUCAGCUAGAGGACAUUUUAUCCCAGAAUGUUUUCCCUGCAGCAUCUGUGAUGGACCUGAAAUUCCACUUUGACCAGGACCUCUGUAAUCGUAUCACCAGAUUUGGAAAAAUCAUUACUGAAGAAGUCCCCUUUGCUCGCUCAGAUGCUCAUAUCAAUCCAAACCAGACUCUGGAUCGGCCAUUCCAAACUCAGGGUCACAAUGUCUCCAAACCCCUUGGUUCCCGUAAUUACACCUCCAUUUCUGUUGCUUUCCCUCCCUCUCCAACCCAGUGUCAAGCUGAUCCUUCUCAGAUUACACCCAUUUCAGUCUGCUCUGUCCCCACUUCCUUCCAGCAGCCUCCCUUUACUUCCUCUUAUGCCAAUGUCACAUUUCAUCCAUCCUCUGCUCUUCCAGCCACUCCUCAUUUUAUCCAGUCUUCUCCAUCUAGCCAUGUUUCUCCUGGACCUCCGUUGCGUUCUUUCCAAUACCACACUCGUCCGUACCGAGCAAAAAACUGUAAGACCUGGUCUUUUCACAACUAUCAACCAAAAAAGCCCAGACUGGCUCUUCGCCCAGUUUGCCCUGUCUUACCUGAUGGCCUUCAGUUUGUUGAGUCUCAACCUUCUGCUGCCUCCCCACUAAUUAUUCUGAAGUCUGUCUCCUCUCCAGUCAGGCUCUACCCCGUCACCCCACCUCCCAUUGUCAUUGCAUUAGAUCCUCCCACCACCAGUAUCUUGGAUGGAAACACAGAAACUAUUACCACAUGCGCAGUUCAAGCCAUUACGCAGACUCUCUCUACUCAGGUCCACAACGCAGUCCCAACUGAACCUUGGCACUUGGACCUGGCUAUAGAAUCAGUCAAGUCCUUGAGUGACAUUUCACUCAGGCGAGAAGAACAACCUUUAAAGAGCCCAUCAGGUUUCCUUCCUGUGAAAGCUCUAGCAGAUUCUCCAUGUGAAAGGGCUGCUGCUGCUGGCUGUGGGAGGAAACUGGACAGGGACAGACAAACCCAUGCUGCAGAGAAUGAACCCACCUCAACUGUAACAGAGACUGAGAAUGUCUUUCCGGCUGAGGUCCCUGACACAGAGGCUAUUGUUCCUGAAAGGCUGCAAGUCCAAGAACAUGUCACUAUGUCAGCUAAUGGAGCCGUAUCUACCAUAGGUCCCACAAUGCAGAGAGCACAGAGUCAGCCCUGCACUGAACAGGAUUCUAUUUCUCAGACAGACUCAAAUGAUCCCCAUGAUAUUACAACUAGAAACACUGACUCGAAGAAAUCAAAUGAGAAAGAAUUGCCCCAUGAUGGUCUGCCUGUUCUCGUGGCCGGUCAAACACCAGAAGCCAAGACCACUAAAAUGCCAAUAAGUAUUGAAAAAUUGCUGGAAAGACCAGAGAACACCACCUCUCAAGUCUCCUCUGAUGAAGAUGAAAAAAGAAGUGUUUAUAAGCCAAGCAUGAGUGUUUCCAGCACUGAGGGAGCUUCCUUCAACGGGAACAUGUUUCCUCGGGUGUCUGUGCUGCAGCUGCCAAUUUCACUGCCGACCCCUGGUCAGCCACUUCCCCAGUUUCGCCUCCUCCCAGGGUCCACCAAGCACAAAGUCUUCCUUGAAGUUAUUGAUGGGGAUCAUCAGGUAAGCACUGCUGUGAAGACUUACGGCCAGUCUGCCGCAAGGCACCCCAAAACAAACUGUGCGGUCUGUCGGACCCCCGGGCAGUUGCAGCUGUGUGCGCGUUGUGGGAGGGGUUUUCACAGGGACUGCCAUAUCCCACCACUCAGUUCCACCAGUUGCAGUGAGUGGAAGUGCUUGUUAUGUCAGGACCUUUCUGAGGAUGAAGACCCAUACAGCACUGAGAGAGAGAGAAGGCCUUCCCUAAGCUUACCUGAUCAGAAAAAAUGUGAGUACCUCUUACUGGCCUUAAUGUGUAAUCCACACAGCACUGUCCUUUUUCACACAGUUAAGCUCUCAUCACAUUAUAUUGACAGUAAUCUAAUUCGAGGGAGGUUAUUAAGAAAACAGUCACCUUCCUACCGCACUCCUUCUGAAUUUGUAUCUGAUAUAUGGGUGCUCUUGGACACUUUGUUAGAAAUUUCAGAGGAAACCAAGAUGGUUGCAAAGUUGCAAAGGUUCUUCCAGAAGGAGUUGAGCAAAACUUUUGGUAAGAGCCUCCACCCCUCCCUCCUGAAAUGCCCUGUCAGCAGAUUUGUGGGGAGUACGGAUGAUGAGGAAAUGGAGGCAUCCAGGAAGAGAGUGAAAAGCAAGGAGGAGUCAGUGCAGUUCAGUCCUGAUGUGCCUGUGAAGAAACAUUGCCAGGAUGGUGGAAGUGGCACAGGCAGCAACAACUAAACUGGUGACAUUAGUGUUGGACUAUUUGAGACCAACAUUUGACUGGACUCAUGAUGGAGAGGUUGUCACUUAAGAUGCUGGGAAGGUCAUAACACAACAGCAAGUGUUUAUAACUGAAUUGCACCAAUAAAGAAAAUCUGUAAAUGGAUAAAGAAAUGAUGUAUACAGUACAUAACCUGCAUUGUAAAUUGUAAUCAAUGUCCUUUAUUAUAAAAUGUGAUCCAAAAGAAGGGUCAAAACAAUUUAGACAGGACCUUUUCUUGACUAAUAACCUAAUCUGAGCAAAAUGGUUUUUAUAUCCUAUAUAUCCUUUUAUAUCCUAUCCUAUAUAUAUUUAAAGUUUCUAUCUGAUCAUGUGGUGUCUUUGUUUCAUGAUUUAUACUGUAUUUUGGUACAUUAAUUGGAAUGAGAAUUUGAUAGCAAAACAUUGUAGAAAAAUGUUUAAAAGUAAUACAAAUGCUUUUUGUAAAUCAAGUAUAUUAAAUACUUCUGGUGAAAAAGAGGUAAAAUAAAAAGGAACAGUCAUGUAACUUGUCAAAGCUGGCUCAUAAAGCAUUAUCUCCACAGGGUAAGCUCUGUUAAGUUGAAGUCCACUUUUGGUGACCACUGGCGUAGUGGACAAAUAUUUUG
Scleropages formosus (Asian bonytongue) is the source of this 4477-nucleotide messenger RNA. RefSeq names its product tripartite motif containing 33, like (gene trim33l). The transcript has 19 exons. Lineage: Eukaryota; Metazoa; Chordata; Actinopteri; Osteoglossiformes; Osteoglossidae. Gene Ontology annotation, cellular component: nucleus; chromatin. Bases 536 to 3847 code for a protein of 1103 amino acids. Gene Ontology annotation, biological process: regulation of transcription by RNA polymerase II. The record is from RefSeq and is a predicted model, not a curated record. Gene Ontology annotation, molecular function: DNA-binding transcription factor activity, RNA polymerase II-specific; protein binding; zinc ion binding.